Salvelinus sp. IW2-2015 is the source of this 1507-nucleotide messenger RNA. RefSeq names its product H-2 class II histocompatibility antigen, A-U alpha chain. The record is from RefSeq and is a predicted model, not a curated record. Gene Ontology annotation, cellular component: MHC class II protein complex; membrane. Lineage: Eukaryota; Metazoa; Chordata; Actinopteri; Salmoniformes; Salmonidae. Gene Ontology annotation, biological process: antigen processing and presentation; immune response.
GAAGGUUCACACCAGUCAGAAGGUAACUAACUGCCUGUACAGUAUAGUCCUCCUGUAUGUCUCUCUGUUGUCUGAACAUGAAGACCUCUGUGAUUGUCCUCAUCCUCUGCUGUCAGGUCUAUGCAGAAGACAAACUUCUGCAUAUUGAUUUAUAUAUUGCUGGAUGCAGUGAUUCAGAUGGAGUGGAUAUGUAUGGACUGGAUGGUGAAGAGCUGUUGUACGCAGACUUCAAGAAAGGGGAGGUAGUGAUGCCACUGCCUCCGUUUGCAGAUCCAUUUACCUACCCUGGAGCUUAUGAACAGGCUGUAGGUAAUCAGGGGGCAUGCAAAGCAAACCUGGCCACAUCUAUAAAAGCUUACAAGAACCCACCAGAGACAAUAGACCCUCCUCACAGCAGCAUCUACCCCAGGGAUGAUGUGGAGCUGGGGGUGGAGAACACUCUCAUCUGCCACGUCAGUGGGUUCCACCCUGCACCGGUCAGAGUCAGGUGGACCAGGAACAAUCAGAAUGUGACCGAGGGAGUGCGUACCAGCACCCCCUACCCCAACACUGAUUUCACCCUCAACCAGUUCUCCAGCCUGACCUUCACCCCAGAGGAGGAAGACAUCUAUGGCUGUACUGUGGAGCACAAGGGCCUUACUGAGCCCCUGACACGGAUCUGGGAACCUGAGGGAGCCAGCCCCAGUGUGGUUGCGGUGUUCUGUGGAGUGGGUCUGACUCUGGGGCUGCUGGGAGUGGCUACCGGAACAUUCUUCCUCAUCAAAGGGAACCGUGUAACUGGGACUACAGCUGUCAGAGCGUCAUGGCAAUCUGUAUAAAUAUAGAGGACUUAGCCAUCAUUUAAAGUAUCUUUGUAUUGUUAAAACGUAUACUAGACUGUAGAUGGCAAAGAGGCUUUUUUUAGCCUCCUUCGGAACGUGAGGCUAAACUGUGCAGAUAAUUUAGUUUCAGUAGGAGUUAUGAUACAUGAAAUAAACACGUGUACUGGAGAUGUAUCCCCCUUGGGCCCAAAGGUAGAGCAUAACAAAUAGUCGAUAUAGUAAACAUUUCAGCAGUCUGAAUAUUAUUAUUUUACUAUCAUAAGUUGACAUAAUACCAUAGAGUAUGAUAUAAUUACAUAAACUGUAAAUGCAAUCCCCCAACGGGGAUAAAAAGGAGGGGAGAUUUCAUGUGUUACUGUUGAUCCUCGGGUCUCCGUAGUCAUGGUGCUAAGACCCUAGCUAAAUAAAUCAUUUUUGAUUAUGCUUUCUUGGUUGUCAGUCAUCACUAAUUACAGGCAUCAUUGAGUGCUUAGGGUUGUGGUAUGUGUUACCAAACUGCUGAAAGAAAGGACCCACCUGGCCUCCCUAAUGAAGAAGCCAGAGGGAGGUAAACUAGGGAUUAGCUCCCCCAAAUUAUGUAUGCCGGGGGUACGAGUGUACGUCCAGAUUGGAGUUCUAGUUGGUGUUUGUGUUUCAUUUUUCCCUUUUUAACAUGACAUGUUUAUUAAAGCUUAUUAGCCCUGAAA